Molecule: messenger RNA, 834 nt
Organism: Diorhabda carinulata
Lineage: Eukaryota; Metazoa; Arthropoda; Insecta; Coleoptera; Chrysomelidae
Product: BLOC-1-related complex subunit 8 homolog
Exons: 3
Coding region: 84-560 (158 amino acids)
Cellular component (GO): BORC complex
Source: RefSeq, a predicted model, not a curated record
CUCAAAAUUAGGUCAUUUGUAAACAAACCACUGAUUGGUGUAGGUUACAAUAUGAAAAAUUGAGUAAUUCUGCAACUGUGAAUAUGUCUUUUAAUUCUGACUCAGAUUUAGAGACAAAAGUUCGGAAAUCAACUGAAAGAAUUUCUGAAAAUAUGCACAUAGUUGCAAAUGAACCAUCACUAGCGUUCUAUAGGCUACAAGAACAUGUUCGAAAAGCGUUAAAUCCAAUGGUAGAACGUAGAGUAGAUGUAAACAAAUUACACGUGGAAUUGCAAGGAAGGUGUUAUGAUGUAGAAUAUGCAGUUGGAGCCCUAAAGAGUAUGGAUAAAGCUGAAGAUAGUUUUAAAAAUAUUCAAGAUAAUUUAAAAAAUGCAAUAUUUCUUAAACAACAACUCAAGUAUGAAGAAUCUAGGAAAAAAAAAUCUGAUACAAAUUCGGUGUAUAAGAGAUUAUCAGCGCAUAUAACUCUAGAUCUUCCAGAACUACCAGAACUCUCUGAUGUUGUUCGUGAAACAGCUAGUCGUGUAGAACAUAUCAUGUCAAAAGCAACUCAUAAUUGAUAUGGGAAAUCAUUAAACAUGCAAAUAAUUUUUUUAAUUAAGUGACAUGCAGAAUUUUGUGAUUUUUUAUAACGAAAGCUAUUUUUAUUAAUUUCAUCUUUAUUGGAAUCAUAUUUUUAAAUAUAUUUAUAUGCUGAUCAAUUUGAUUGUCUCGGAAUUUAUUUAUUCAACUUUAUACUAAUUUUAAAAUAGUUUCAAUUAAGAAAUGUUUCGCCAUUGCUUUACUAAAUUAUAUUUUAAAUACAAAAUUAAAUAAAAAAGUCUUACAGUUAUA